Molecule: messenger RNA, 795 nt
Organism: Zingiber officinale
Lineage: Eukaryota; Viridiplantae; Streptophyta; Magnoliopsida; Zingiberales; Zingiberaceae
Product: reactive Intermediate Deaminase A, chloroplastic-like
Exons: 6
Coding region: 7-645 (212 amino acids)
Cellular component (GO): cytosol
Molecular function (GO): deaminase activity
Source: RefSeq, a predicted model, not a curated record
AGGAGGAUGGUUUCGCGAGACUUGUGCCGUACUGGGUUACGAGAGAGAGUGGUGUGUCCGUGUGUGAGAGAGAUGGCUUGGAGCGCUGCGUUUUCGAGGUCUGUGGGAGCGCCGGCGAUCGACCUCCGCGCGUUGCGGGCUCGGAGUCAGACUCCGAUCUCUGUAGGGAUCUGCUUCGCCUCAAUCGCUGCCUCCCAUCUGUGGUCGUCUCGCCUGUCCAAACCCUUCUUCGCCUCAAUCUCGGCUACUGCCGCCGCCUCCAGUGUUAUCAAGGAGGCAGUUCAGACAGAAAAAGCUCCAGCAGCUUUAGGGCCAUAUUCUCAGGCUAUUAAAGCCAACAACCUUGUCUUUGUUUCUGGUGUUCUGGGUCUUGUUCCAGAGACAGGAAAAUUUGUCUCUGACAAUAUUGAGGAACAAACUGAGCAGGUCCUUAAAAACAUGGGAGAGAUUCUGAAAGCAAGUGGUGCCACCUAUGCCUCUGUUGUCAAGACAACGAUCAUGUUAGCAGAUCUACAAGAUUUCAAGAAAGUGAAUGAGAUAUAUGCAAAAUAUUUCCCAUCUCCUGCACCAGCACGUUCCACUUAUCAGGUAGCAGCAUUGCCAAUGAACGCUAGGAUUGAGAUCGAGUGUAUUGCUGCACUCUAACGCUGCUUCAAAAUUAUGCUUUGUUCACAUAGCUGAUAUUCUAGGAUAAGUACCAGCUUUUCCUUUGCGACUUUGCUAAAUGGAUUAUCGCCCAAAUAAGGUGUUCAAUGUACUUUUCUCCGAUACAAUCGAACUUCUAAUUUCAAUUCA